This is a messenger RNA of Suillus plorans, 368 nucleotides long. RefSeq lists its product as uncharacterized. NCBI's taxonomy places the organism in Eukaryota, Fungi, Basidiomycota, Agaricomycetes, Boletales, Suillaceae. The record is from RefSeq and is a predicted model, not a curated record. Bases 95 to 319 code for a protein of 74 amino acids. The transcript is spliced from 3 exons.
AUGUACAGUUAACUUCUCUGUUGAAAGCGUUGGUAAACUAGUGUAGUGAAUAUCACUUCACCUCAAGUCCUUCUGUUUCUUUUUCCAAUCAUCUAUGAUUGGCUCUCUUCGAUUUCUCGCCCAAUCUCUCCGGCCCUCUCUUGCUCUUCGCCCUCUGGUGUCCACCCGGUCACAGUCGGCAGUUGUUCAGACGUUCACUGAUCUGGCAGAUGGGCUGCCCGCUCUUGCACCUCAUCCAACACUCGCUCGAUCAAAAGAAUCACUCUCGAGCUCUCUACACUACCCGAACUCGAGCUUAGUGGACCACGAGCGAGACUAGGCACGGUCGAUCAUUUUCAGAUCAAUUCAAACAUCCACAUUGCUCGAGC